Vitis riparia (riverbank grape) is the source of this 727-nucleotide messenger RNA. Its product is annotated as protein DMP9-like. The record is from RefSeq and is a predicted model, not a curated record. Bases 25 to 669 code for a protein of 214 amino acids. The transcript has a single exon. Gene Ontology annotation, biological process: endomembrane system organization. Lineage: Eukaryota; Viridiplantae; Streptophyta; Magnoliopsida; Vitales; Vitaceae.
CUGAGAUCAAUUCAAAUUCAAGGGAUGGAGCAACUUGAAGAUCUAGGAAUCAAAGUCUACAAUGCAACCCCACAAGAGGCCUCUCCAUGCCCAUCUUCCUCUCCUCGGUUGGCUCCUGAACCAGGCCGGAAAAGGCGUGCAGUCGCAAAGGGAGUGCAGAAAACACUCUCCAAAACCUCCAUGCUUGUCAACUUUCUUCCCACUGGAACACUUCUCACAUUUGAAAUGGUGCUCCCUUCCAUAUACCGCAAUGGAGAAUGCAGUUCAGUCAGCAUUCUGAUGAUCCACAUGCUGUUGGGACUGUGCUGCCUCUCAUGUUUCUUCUUCCACUUUACCGACGGUUUCCGGGGGCCCGACGGGAAGGUGUACUAUGGCUUUGUGACAACAAAAGGGUUGGCUGUGUUCAAGCCUGGACUUGAAGUGGAGGUUCCAAAGGAUGAGAGGUUCAAGGUUGGGCUGACGGACUUUGUACAUGCGACAAUGUCGGUUAUGGUGUUCAUAGCCAUAGCCUUUUCGGAUCACAGGAUUACGGACUGUUUGUUUCCUGGACAUGAGAAGGACAUGGAUGAGGUGAUGGAGAGUUUUCCAUUGAUGGUGGGGAUAGUUUGCAGUGGCCUGUUUCUUGUGUUUCCCAAUACUAGAUAUGGUAUUGGGUGCAUGGCUGCAUGAUCAUGAGAAUAUGCAGACCAAUUACUGUAAAUGAAAUCACCUUGAUUUGAUUGAUUCA